ACAAGCGAUAAUUAAAACGGCAAUAAUUAUAUAGCGACUAGUAUCAACAGAUAUAAUUCAGUGAGAAUAAUAUUCAAUAAUUCAGUGAGCGCACAACCACGUACAAAUUUGGCAAAGACAAACAUUAGAAAACUGUCAGUUCAAAAGAAAAUUUUAGAAAAAUGUCAGUGGCAAAUGGAGCUAUCCCGCAGGAAGAAACGAAAACGAUUUUUUCCAUCUUACCUGCACAGUUUCCAAGUGUCGAUGGUAAAAUUAAAACCAAAGAAUUUUUGGACGCGGCUUCAGGAGCGGUCACCUUAGUAGACCGAUUUGGAAAAGUUUUCUCGCCAGUUACUUAUGAUAUGAAUGGUAACAUAAGAAAAUUGAGCCAAAAAUAUGAGGAGGAUACUGAGAAUAAUGAAUACCUAGAGGACAUGAUUCUAAAAGAGCAACAGGGUGGGCAAGGCUUAGCUACAGAUGCUCUAAUGUGGCUUAGAAGGGCUUUGCAUUUCCUAUCGUCUUUCUUUCAACGUAUUGUAGACGAUACAAAUAGUGAACGUUGCUCACCGGAUUUAACCGGAUUUUUAAAGACUGCUUACAGUGAGACUUUAGAAGAAUAUCAUGGAUGGCUAGGAACACAGUUGUUCAAUGUUCUUUCCCGAUUUACCCCAAACAGAAGGCAUCUGAUUUACACUUUAGCCUUAGACAGGCACAACAGAGAUUCUAACGUCAUCAACGACAUGCAAAACUAUAAUCAGAAAAUGAUAGCUUGUGUAAGAUACCUUACACAUUUCUAUAAAACCAAUAACUUGGAAUCAUAUGCUGCUGUGUAGAUUAAUCUAAUCGCACCAAAAAAAUUUUAGAGUUUUGAAAUAAACACUUCAUCAUUGAAUUUUUGUUCUGUUGAUUGUUAAAUUAUUUUUUGAUAAUAUAUUUAAUUGUAUGAUUUGUUUUUA
Messenger RNA from Anoplophora glabripennis (Asian longhorned beetle), 935 nucleotides. RefSeq names its product pleckstrin homology domain-containing family A member 8. Gene Ontology annotation, biological process: ceramide transport; intermembrane lipid transfer. The record is from RefSeq and is a predicted model, not a curated record. NCBI's taxonomy places the organism in Eukaryota, Metazoa, Arthropoda, Insecta, Coleoptera, Cerambycidae. Bases 162 to 812 code for a protein of 216 amino acids. The transcript is spliced from 5 exons. Gene Ontology annotation, molecular function: ceramide 1-phosphate transfer activity; ceramide 1-phosphate binding. Gene Ontology annotation, cellular component: membrane; cytoplasm; cytosol.